Molecule: messenger RNA, 1797 nt
Organism: Parascedosporium putredinis
Lineage: Eukaryota; Fungi; Ascomycota; Sordariomycetes; Microascales; Microascaceae
Source: the annotation of a GenBank genome assembly
AUGCUUCAGACUCGCAUUGCAGCGCUCAUGCGCCGUACAAGGUUGGCCACCGGCCCCGCCAACCUUACGGACUCCGUUAUCCAGGAGUCUUCUAAGCCUGAGGCCGCGGUCCAGGAACCUACCCCAAACCAGGAAUCCGCCCUGUCCGGGAUCACCGGCAGCUUACCGGACCUCCCCGACCUUCCUGACCUACCGGAAAUCGAAUGGAGCCCGCUCGCCGAAAAGAUUGUGGACUACAUCCUUCCCGAAUGGACAAAAAUCGUCUCCGGUUAUUUUCUGAAACUUCAAGAUGACCUAUCCGACAAACCGGGCUCGCUCGCGGACGAGAUGUGGCACGAGGCCCAAGACCCCGAGCGCAACCCGGAAAUUUGCUACUCGGCACACGUCAGGGUCUCCAACUCCCUAUACGUGCACCCAGACGACAUCCCCACGAUAGCGGUGUGCGGAUCGGGAGGGGGCUUGAGGGCGCUUGUUGCCGGCACCGGAUCACUCCUUGCCGCUGAACAGGACGGUCUGCUCGACUGCGUCACGUACACGGCGGGCGUCAGUGGCUCAUGCUGGUUGCAAGCCAUCAACUUUUCGUCCCUUGGCCAAUGCAGCAUCCAGCGGGUCCUCAACCACCUCAAAGGCCGCACCGGAAUCCACAUCGCAUAUCCGCCUAGUGCCCUCCAGACCCUUAUUUCUGCACCGACUGACAAGUACCUACUACGUGGCUUAGUAGAAAAGUUAUGGGGCUCGAACGCCAAGGAACAGGCAAAGAGGGAAUCGUGGUUUCAAUGGUUCGAGAUUACGCCGUAUGAAUUCUUUUGCGAGGAGCUGUGCGCGGGCAUCCCGACGUGGGCGAUGGGCAGGAAGUUCAAUAACGGCAGCGACGUGCUGCCCGACAACGGCGUGCAUCAGCCGGAACUCCGGAUGCCGUUGUUAAUGGGCAUCUUUGGAAGCGCCUUUUGCGCCACGCUCAGCCACUACUACCAAGAAGUGCGCCCUAUCAUGAAGGGGCUCGCUGGGUUCGGUGCCAUUGAUGAUCUAAUUUCGGGGAAGAGCGACGACCUGAGCAAGGUCCAUCCUAUUGAACCAGCUUCUCUUCCCAACUUCGCCUACGGCAUGUACGGGAAGUUGGCGAAGACGACGCCGGAUAGCUUGCUACGGAAUCAAACACUGCAGCUCAUGGAUGCCGGGAUGUCUAACAACCUCCCCAUCUACCCGCUUCUUCGGCCCGGCCGAGAUGUCGAUGUUAUCAUCGCAUUUGAUAACUCAGCCGACAUCAAGCAGGAUAACUGGCUCGCUGUUACCGAUGGGUACGCCAGGCAAAGGGGGAUAAAAGGAUGGCCGGUUGGCGUCGGAUGGCCAAAGGAACAAGACUCUUUGGAAAAGACGGAACGGGACUUGGACAAGUCAGUGGCAGCAACCCCGGCCGAGGCUGAUAUGAAGCUUGCAAAGGCUCAGGCCGACCAAGCAACCUCGGAGGAAGUUGGAAAUACGCCGCACUCCGGAAGGCAAUCACCUGAGGCCGAGAAGGUCGAAAAGGCAUCAAAAGACCUUGGAUACUGCACUACCGAGUACCUGUCCACCUGGAACUUCAUCUAUGGCCCGGAGCAGGUAGACGCCGUCUCCUCCCUUGCGAAAGCGAACUACGACGAAGGGAAAGAUCAAAUUAGGAAAUGUGUCAGGGCCAUCUACGAACGAAAGAAGAGGGAGCGCGAAUUGAAGGAGGCUAAGCAGAAGGACAAAUAUUACCGGCGGUUGGUAAGGAAAGGACAAGCCCAUAAACUCGGCGAAGGCGACCUUUUUAGCUGA